This is a messenger RNA of Arvicanthis niloticus (Nile rat), 2403 nucleotides long. Lineage: Eukaryota; Metazoa; Chordata; Mammalia; Rodentia; Muridae. The record is from RefSeq and is a predicted model, not a curated record.
CUGAGCGGCGGCGAUGGCGCAAGGCGGGCGGCGGGCGCGCGGCGCGGGGCCCUAGCGGGGCGGGCGUGCUCGGGACGGCGCGGUGGCCGCGCAGCCAUGGCCGGGGAGCGGCGCCGGGCGCUGCUGGAGCUGUUGACGCGGCCGGGGAACGCGCGCUGCGCUGACUGCGGAGCCCCGGAUCCUGACUGGGCGUCCUACACCCUGGGUGUGUUCAUCUGUUUGAGCUGCUCUGGGAUCCACCGGAACAUCCCCCAGGUCAGCAAGGUGAAGUCAGUCCGUCUGGAUGCCUGGGAUGAGGUCCAAGUUGAGUUCAUGACAUCUCAUGGGAACGAGGCUGCCAGAGCCACAUUUGAGUCCAAAGUACCACCCUUCUACUACCGGCCCACGUUUUCCGACUGCCAACUCUUACGUGAGCAGUGGAUCCGUGCCAAGUAUGAGAGGCAAGAAUUUGUUCAUGUGGAGAAGCAGGAACCGUACUCUACAGGAUACCGUGAGGGUCUUCUCUGGAAGCGUGGCCGGGACAAUGGACAGUUCUUAAGCCGGAAGUUUGUGCUGACAGAACGAGAGGGUGCCCUGAAAUACUUCAACAAAAAUGAUGCCAAGGAACCUAAGGCUGUCAUGAAGAUUGAGCACCUGAAUGCCACCUUCCAGCCAGCCAAGAUCGGCCACCCCCACGGCCUGCAAGUCACCUACUUGAAGGACAACAGCACCCGAAACAUCUUUAUCUACCAUGAAGACGGCAAGGAGAUCGUGGACUGGUUCAAUGCACUUCGAGCAGCCCGCUUCCACUACCUGCAGGUCGCUUUCCCAGGAGCCAGUGAUGCAGAUCUGGUGCCCAAGCUCUCUAGGAACUACCUGAAGGAAGGCUACAUGGAGAAGACAGGGCCCAAGCAGACAGAAGGCUUCCGGAAACGCUGGUUCACCAUGGAUGACCGGAGACUCAUGUACUUCAAAGACCCCCUGGAUGCUUUUGCCCGAGGGGAAGUCUUCAUUGGGAGCAAGGAAAGCGGUUACACGGUCCUGGAGGGCCUCCCACCAUCUACCCAGGGUCACCACUGGCCCUACGGCAUCACCAUUGUCACCCCUGACCGAAAAUUCCUGUUCACUUGUGAGACGGAGUCAGACCAGAGGGAGUGGAUUGUGGCCUUCCAGAAGGUGGUGGACAGGCCCAUGCUGCCUCAGGAGUAUGCAGUGGAAGCCCAUUUCAAGCAUAAACCCUAAGGAAGAGAGCCCGGAGGCCCCAGGAUUCUGCGCUCAUGUGGCUGGACAGGCGGCGCUGGACAGUAGGGGAGCCCAGCCUCCUGGCCCCCACUCUGUUCCUUGGUGUGGCCCAGGCAUGGCCAGGUGGGGCUCAGGCAAGCCCAUUGGAUAGACAGUUUUUCAGAACCUCAUUAAAGUUGAAGGCAGACUUGGUUCUGGGCCUCACCUGACCCUGGCCCUGUCACGAUGCUCCCAGCCACGCCCAGCCGACCCAUCCACUUUCCUGCUGCUGGAAGCCCUGCCUCCCAACUUGAGCAGGACCCUACUAACUCUUCUGGCCUGGGGGAUCUUGGCCUCAGGACAGGACUUGGUGCUGGGCUGCUGUGGACAGCCAUGGACAGCCAUGGACAGCCAUGGACAGCCAUGAACAGCUGUGGCAGCGGGCUGGCCUGGCUGCUGGGGACUCACUCUGGGACGUGCCGCAUGCCUCCCCUUUCCUCCCCCCACCUCAACAAGUAUUUAUUGAGCACCUGCUGUGUGCCAGUCAGGGAUCAAGGGUCAGGGGUCAGUUCUCCUUCCCCUGGGGCUGACCCAGCUGGGGCACCGGGGAGGGGUCAGGUAUUUUUCCAAGAGAACUGUGUGCACAGCCCUGCGCCCACCUGUUUGGGGCCCACCAGUCCCCUUGAAACAGCUGGCUGGGGCGACGGGGAGAGAGCUUAGCCUGCAGGGUGCAGUGCAUGGAACCCAGUAGUGGUUUCCUUGGGAGCCAGGGAGAGCCCCACCCCAUCUGCUUCUGGGCGUCAGUGCCCAGCUCGGUGCUGUCCCCGCUUUGUAACCCAUGCCCCCUGGCCCUGACCUUACAGUCUUCAAGCCCAAUAGAGCCCAGGCCAAGAGGCAGCCAUGGGCAGGAGUGGCUGCCCCCAGCCCUGAUUGCUGCUGGCAGGCCAGUAGUUACAGCUACGUGUAUUUAUUUCCCCUGCUGCCCUCUGGCUACCCCAACAGAUGGGCUCCCUUCUACGGGAUCCCCAAAGGGCAGGUCCUGGCCGCUGGACAGCAGGGGAGCAUUGAUGGGGGACGCAUCUGUGAAUGACCUGGCCCCUUGUCAAAGCUGCGCCCCAGGGAGCUGGGGGGAGGGGUCCUUAGUUGGGCUUCUGCUGCCCUGUGUCAUGUCCCCUGGAAUAAAGUGUGGCUCUGGCGUUGUCA